Entrophospora candida is the source of this 1558-nucleotide messenger RNA. The record is from the annotation of a GenBank genome assembly. NCBI's taxonomy places the organism in Eukaryota, Fungi, Glomeromycota, Glomeromycetes, Entrophosporales, Entrophosporaceae.
AUGGCUAAUUCAUUAUUUCAUACUAAAGAAUGUCUUGUAGAUGUUUUUGAUUAUUUAAAAUAUGACAUUCCUACUUUAUAUUCGUGUGCCUUAGUUAAUAGGGCCUGGUGUAGAUUGGUUAUACCUUUAUUAUGGAGUAACCCUUUAGAUGAUUUCGAAUUCAACAGUUUAUUAUAUCCAGACAAAUUUCUUAGAACUUGUAUUAAAUGUCUUGAUAAAGAAGAUAAAAAAUUAUUAUUUGAUCAAGGGAUUGAAGAUCCUUGGAUAAUGGAUUGUUUAAAUACAGAUGAAAAAAAAGAAUUCUUUACAAGUGUUCUUGGCAAUUUAUUUUUUGAAAAAACCAAAGGUAUAAAAAAAUUAAGUAUAUAUGAGGAUAGUAGUAGUCUAUUUAUAGAUGUUACAAAAUUUAGAAAUUCUGAAAUUGCUUUAGAAGGACUCGAAAUUUUUAAAAUAUAUCACGAUGGUUAUUCAAUAGAACAAAAAGAUCAAGGUGCAGGAAUCAAAAAUAUGUUUUUGAAUCUACUCAAAUUUUCAAAUGAAUUAAAACAUAUUGAUAUCGACAUUGAUUAUCAAUCCAUACAUCCUGAAUUACCUGGUUGCAUCAUAGACUUUAUAGUUAAACAACAAUCUAAAUUGAUCACUUUGUCAACAAAUCAGUUCUGGAGAUCCAACGUUAUCACAGUCCUUUUCUAUGAAGGUUUACUAAAAAUUUCUAAAACUUUGAAACAUAUUAAAAUUUCUAAAUUUACAAAGGUUCAAGAUUUUGUUACAGUUUUAAAAUAUUUUGAAAAUCUCCAAACUUUGGAAUUUUUAACUUCUGUUGAAUUGAGAGAUGAUUUUAUAUCAUUACCUGAUAAAUUAAACAUUAAUAAUGGGAAUAUCGUUAGUAUAAUAGAAUUGCCUAAAAUAAAAAAUCUUUAUUAUGACAUGAGCCAUGUUUCAGACAUUUUACCUCAAAUUAUAAAAAUUGCAAAUUUUAAUUUAGAAUCUUUACAUCUUUCAAGAUCACUUUAUGGUUCUGGGGAUUCAACCCAACUUUUUGAUACAAUAUCGAAUUAUUGUAAAAACAUAAAAAGAUUGUCAAUUAGAAUAGCUUUAACUGAAAUUGAUAAAUUAGUAAAUGUUUUAAUGGAAUUAAAGCAUAUGAAGGUCUUUAAUAUAGAAAUUAAACAACAUGAUAAUACCAUCAACAACAAUGAUCCAGACGAUUACAUCAUCAAAUCAUUGUCGAAUUGCUUGAAUGAUUAUAAUCACAAAUUGGUAUCAAUUGGCAUUAAUUUUUACUCGUCAGUUCAUAAAUUAAAAUGUUUCUUUGAUAAUUGUCAUAAGCUUGAUUUAAAGAUUAUUUCUUUAUAUGACAAAAAUUCAAUUAAUCCAGAUAAUUUAAAAUUGUUGUUGGAUUAUAAAAAAAACGAAAUAUUCACAAAUUUAAAAGAAAUCAGGUUUCAAGAAAAUUACUAUAAAGGUACAAUCGAACUUUAUAAUUCAAUAUUCUUUGAUGCCAAAAGAUUAAAUAUAAAACUCGAGGGUUGUAAAGAAUUUUGUCAUCCUAUCUAUG